Argentina anserina (silverweed cinquefoil) is the source of this 1685-nucleotide messenger RNA. Its product is annotated as putative pentatricopeptide repeat-containing protein At5g37570. Bases 32 to 1678 code for a protein of 548 amino acids. NCBI's taxonomy places the organism in Eukaryota, Viridiplantae, Streptophyta, Magnoliopsida, Rosales, Rosaceae. Gene Ontology annotation, molecular function: protein binding. The record is from RefSeq and is a predicted model, not a curated record. The transcript has a single exon.
CUUAGCUUGAAGAAACAGAGAAAGUCCAGAAAUGGUGGAAUGCAUGCGCAUACUGAAGGGAGAGUCGUCAGUCUUGACAUUACUAAAAGCCUGCAAAACCCAAUCCCAUCUCCGCCAGCUCCACGCCCUCAUCAUCCGCAAAGGCCUAGAUCAACACCACGUUCUCAUUUCCCAACUCAUCUCCCUCUCCUUCCUCCCUUCCUACUCCACCGCCGUCUUCAACCACCUCACCGCCCCCACCACCUACCUCUGGAACUCUCUCCUCAGAUCCCACUGCGAGACUUCAACCCUCUCCUCCACCCUCUCCCUCUUCAUCCGCAUGAAGAGGGGGGACGCCGCGCCGGACAGGUGCACGUACCCGUCGCUGGUGAAGGCGUGCGCAGCGGAGGGGAGGGUAAAGGAAGGAAGUGCGGUGCACGCGUCGGCGGUGCGGUGCGGGGUGGGCGGUGAUGUGUACGUGGGGACUUGUUUGGUUGACUUGUAUGGGAAAUGUGGGGAGGUUGAGUGUGCACGGAAGGUGUUCGAUGAAAUGUCGACGAGGAAUGUGGUGACGUGGACGGCUCUGGUUGUUGGGUAUGCCGGUGUAGGGGACAUGGCGGAGGCGAUGAGCGUGUUUGAUGAGAUGCCGGCCAGGAAUGUGGUGUCGUGGAAUUCGGUUAUUAGGGGGUUUGUUGGGUUGGGGGAUAUGCGGCAUGCGAGGAGGGUGUUUGAUCGAAUGCCUGGGAGGAAUGUGGUUUCUGUUACUACUAUGAUUGAUGGGUAUGCCAAGUGUGGGGAUAUGACAUCGGCGAGGGUUUUGUUUGAGCAGGUUCCGGUGAAAGAUGUAGUAAUGUGGUCGGCCUUGAUAUCGGGGUAUGUGCAAAAUGGUAUGCCUGAGCAGGCUGUGGAAAUGUUUGUUGAGAUGAGUCGUGGGAAUGUGAAACCGGAUGAGUUUGUUGUGGUGAGUUUGAUGUCAGCUUGUUCGCAAGUGGGUAGCUUCGGACUGGCUGAAUGGGUGGAUUCGUACUUGAGUAAUAGCUCAAUUAAUAUUUGUUCGCCGCAUGUUCUAGCGGCUCUGAUUGACAUGAAUGCAAAGUGUGGGAAUAUGGAAAGAGCAAUGAGUUUGUUUGAUAUUAUGCCAAAACGGGACCUAAUCACAUAUUGUUCAAUGACACAAGGGUUAUCUAUUCACGGCCGAGGGAAACAGGCUGUUGCCCUGUUCAAUGAGAUGUUAAGUGAAGGUUUGGCACCAGAUGAGGUAGCUUUUACAGUGAUCCUUACAGCUUGUAGCCGUUCUGAGCUUGUUGAGGAGGGUUGGUAUUUCUUUGAAUUGAUGAGAGGUAAAUACAGUAUGAUACCUUCUCCUGAACACUAUGCAUGCAUGGUUGAUCUUCUUGGUCGGUCGGGACAGUUAAAAGAAGCUUAUGAGCUUCUACAGUCAAUGCAUGUGGAACCUCAUGCUGGUGCUUGGGGUGCACUACUUGGAGCCUGUAAGCUACAUUGCAAUGUUGAGUUAGGGCAGUUGAUUGCUAAUCGACUUUUUGUGCUUCAACCCGAAAAUGCUGGUACUUAUGUGCUCCUGUCAGACAUCAAUGCAGACUUUCACCGAUGGUUGGAUGUCUCUGUUUUGAGGAACAAAAUGAAUGAGAGAGGCAUAAAAAAGAUACCCGGUAUCAGUUCAAUUAAUUUAGAAGGCUGAGGCAACU